Oppia nitens is the source of this 1221-nucleotide messenger RNA. RefSeq names its product probable myosin light chain kinase DDB_G0271550. The transcript has a single exon. Gene Ontology annotation, molecular function: protein serine/threonine kinase activity; ATP binding. Gene Ontology annotation, biological process: protein phosphorylation; intracellular signal transduction. The record is from RefSeq and is a predicted model, not a curated record. The coding region runs from base 1 to 1221 and encodes 406 amino acids. Gene Ontology annotation, cellular component: cytoplasm. Lineage: Eukaryota; Metazoa; Arthropoda; Arachnida; Sarcoptiformes; Oppiidae.
AUGUGUUAUAAAUUACUAUCGGCUUUGUUAUGUCAAUGUUGUGUAUCAUCUGCAAAGAAAAAGAAGAAAAAAGUCAUAAAUAAACAAAAUAUUCAACAAAUGAUGAGACAAACAGAAUCAUCGGAUAAGACUAAAGUCGGUUGGGUUACAAAAAGUGGUGAAAUACUAUCUUUUAGUCAAAUUAAUAACAAAGAGUUGACUCAAGAAUAUUAUAUUCCUCGAGAUUUCAAAUCGCAAGACGAAGGCGUCAGAUGCAGAGGUUGGGAAAUUAAGAAAGAGAUCGGAUCCGGAGGUUAUGCUGUUAUCAAAGAAGCGGUUAAUAUUAAAAAACCAGAUAAAACUGUAGCCAUAAAGAUAUUACCAUUUAAUGACAAUGUUAUACAAAACAAUAAAAUGAGACGAAGAAAUUGGGAAAGUUUUAAACAGGAAUUGAUUUUAUUAGUCCGAGAAAAACAUAGAAAUAUUGUCCAAGUAUUGGAUCAUUUUAUUAUUCAUGAAAUGCAUAAAAAGUUUUUCUGUUAUAUUGUUAUGGAAUUGGCUGAACGGGGAUCAGUUCUUCAGCAGAUGAUAGAUGAAAAUCCUGAAGACAAGAAGUCAAUGUCGUCAUCGUAUAAACCAUUGUCCGAAACCAAAGCAAAAUCAUAUUUUAGAGAUACAGCCUUUGGUUUACAGUAUUUGCACAAUAAAAAUAUAACACAUAAAGAUCUUAAAUUAGUUAAUCUAUUAGUAUUUAUUGAUAACAACAAUAAAGAAGUGGUCAAAAUUGCCGAUUUUGGGACGAGUCGUGUCAGCUAUAAAGAAGAUGUGGUCAAAGAGUACAAAUGUUACGGAACUGUUGAUUAUAUGUCGCCACAAAUAUUCAGGAUUUAUGUUUACAUCAAAAUAGGACAGAAAAUAGAUUUACUUAAGAAAUACGAUCCAUUUGAAGCCGAUUGUUGGUCACUCGGGGUUUGUCUAUAUUUCAUGAUUUGCGCAAAAAUACCGUUUCUGCCCAAAGAUUGUCAUACAUAUCAAAAAGUAAACCCAAAUUUAGACACUUAUAAGUUUAUCCAUCAAAAUAUGAUUCUUAAAAGAUAUGAAAUAUUAGAUCAGACAAGAAAUACUUAUACGGAUCAAUGUCUCGACAUUUUGUCACAACUAUUACAUCCAAAUUCAAGUAAUCGCAUCAAAAUUAACGACGUUUUGCAACAUAAGUGGCUCAACAGUGAAACAGAUAAUUAA